Messenger RNA from Cydia pomonella (codling moth), 6765 nucleotides. Its product is annotated as bromodomain-containing protein 4. Gene Ontology annotation, molecular function: nucleic acid binding; zinc ion binding. NCBI's taxonomy places the organism in Eukaryota, Metazoa, Arthropoda, Insecta, Lepidoptera, Tortricidae. The coding region runs from base 327 to 1865 and encodes 512 amino acids. The record is from RefSeq and is a predicted model, not a curated record. The transcript is spliced from 4 exons.
UAUACGUUAGUUCAAACAGUAACAUUAAUAUCACACUUAUUUAAAAUAGAAACAAUGAAUACAACACUUAUCUUUCAUAGAGUAUAGAGUAGACAAGACAAAACUACUCUACCUACUCUACUAGCAUUGCCCGUGGUUGCUUAACCAAUAUAAUCUCGGGGAAUUCUGAUAAAAGCUUAUUACUCCUAAUGUUACAAUUGAAUUGGUGGAUUAUAACCAUCACAAUAUCACAAAAACCGUGAGUGACAAAAAUCCUAAACAACGGGAGCGCUUCGGCAGCAGGGGACCGGUUGAUUCUUUACACAAAUUUUCAAUGUGUUCUGGAAAUGGUUUGCAAAGAGGACGUGGUAUCAUGGUUUAAAGAAUUGGAAAGUUAUAAACGCAUAGACGCAAUGUGUACAUUGUUAAAUAUGUGCUUGCCAUUUGAACUACGUUUCAUUGGCACAUAUCUCGAGGAGCUCGGGAAGCGCGACUUCCAAGAGUUGCGUGGUGCCGAACUUCGAGCAAACAAUCCUUCAGACUUGGCUGCAGACAUUGGUGGCGCAAACACAGAUCCCCGAACACGACGGAAAAUGGCUUUGUACGUGUCACUAUUACGAUCGUGCAACUUCGCAUGUGCAACUACAUUAUACAAUGCCAUGGUCAGUUUGGAGAAGAGUGGUUUGUUGAAAGGUUUAUAUGGUGAUCUCUUGGAAGAAAUUUUAUUACUAUAUACCAUGGCACUUCACCAUCCUGCAUUCACAUUUGAUCAAAAGUCACAUUUUGGUGAAAUAUUAGAUAAAUUGAAAGUAGAAGACCAGCGGUGUCAGUUCCAAGAGCAGACAGAACAUAUGAAUGUGGCGCAAGUGAGCAGUUGUCACGCGCAACCCACUGUCGCGCCGAACAUGUCAGUGCCCCCACCAGCCCUCUCCAGCUUAGGGCCACCACCAAACAUCAUGUAUGUCAAAUCACCCGGGGUACAGCCUCAAAGCUCAGAAGGUAUACCUCCGGAACUCAGUUCACCACCAGUCCUGAGCGGGGCUGGUGGGGCAGUUCCAAUGCUAGGGGAGGUCACACACCCACCGCCAGGCUUGCCAUUACCACAGUACAACAUGGCAGAGUACAUGGGACAACAUCCAUGGCCUGCCAACAUCAUUGUCUCACCACUAACUCAGCCUAUUGAGGUUAUAAACUACCCGGUAAACGCGGGUGCGAGCACGGGCGCGGGCCCGCCGACGUCGCCGCUGGUGUCGUCGGGCGCGGACUCGCGCGCCGGCUCGCCGCGGCGGCGCCGCCCGAGCCGCGAGCGCUCGCCGCCCGCGCUGGCGGCCGCCAUGCCGCCGCCGUCCGAACAGCAGCUCCCGCAUCUCACGGCUAACUUUGACAAUCUCUCCGUUAAUGAGAUACGACACACAAUGGACGACAGGUUACGUGAAAUAAGCGCAAUGCAGCAACAGUACCGGUCGCUGGAGAAGCUGAACGGCGUGCGGAGACGGGCGGGCGCGUACCUGCCGGCGCGCUCGUCGUCGGACUCGGGCUCCAGCGCGGCGUCCAGCCCGCCCGGCACGCCGGCGCCGGCGCCGCGCCGCGCGCCGCCGCCCGUGCCCUACCUGUACCCGCGCCAGUACGGCUACCCGCCGCCGCCGCCCGCCUACCGCCCGCCGCCGCCGCCCUUCGCCAACGGCGAGCCGCCGCCCUACCCCGCGCCCCAGCCCUACGGCGCCUUCGUGCCCGUGCUGUACGCGCCGCCCAAGCUGUCCUGCUGGAACUGCGGCGCGGCCGGCCACGCGGGCCACGAGUGCAAGGAGCCCAGCAUGGAGGAGAUCACGCGCGCGGGCGGCUACCAGCUGGACUUCGGCGCGCCGCCGGAGCCCGCCGACAAGUAGCCCCGCCGCCGCCAACGGCGACAGUGACUUACCAAAGUGUCAGGGUGGCGGACGUUCGCGAUCCACCGCCGUUCUCGCGCAGUUCGCGCGGCCAAGUGUGUUGUACGGGGCAAGGGCGGUUCUUGCGUACAAAGAUUCCCGCGUCGAUGGCCGUCCGGUCGUUACGUGUCGGGAUUUGAGAACGGUCAUUAGAUAUGAAUAAUGUUUAAGAGUAAUUGCACUUUUGAUUUAUCCGUUUAGAGCGGACCGAAUCGAUUUGGAAAAAAUCUUUAGUUUAUCAGAUCAAACUACAGACUGCAUAAUAUUUCUGUAUUUAUAGGCAUUUUGAUCUGUAACUGAUGUGCUAUUCCUGUAUAAGAAUGUGUGAUUGUGCCGAUUGGUGAAGAUGGGUAUUGAUAAUUGAGAUUUUGCUGAUAAUCUUGCGUUCACCUAAUUACUGAUAGUCUUUUUUCAUUUCAUCUUCAUCUAUGGGACCAUUUUCGUUCAAUUGAUUGCAUGUACAUAUUUUCUUUGCUCAGUGAACUAAAAGUUUUAGGUUAGUGACAAAAAUGUAAGUAUAAUGUUUUUUUUAGACAGCUAGGAGGCAGAGACACUUUGCAAUCGUUUUUCACAAUCAGUUUUGCACAUUAUAACCAGUCCAAAUUAAAAGUGCAAUUAUGAAUAGACAUCAUUUUUAUAUUUGAAAUUCCGUAUAUUAGAUAUUUUGGAUACAAAAAUGACAGCAGCAUCUAUCUAGUUGUACAGUCUAUUUUUUGCUAUGUUCACCAAAACAAAGCAAAAUGAAUAUCUCCUAAUCGUCUUUUUUAACUGGAAAACAUCCAAUCAAAUUGAAUAAAAAAAAUACUGCUUACGUAAAAUUAGUAAAUUUGUUUGCAUUGUAUUGUGUGUGCCAUAUUGAAAGAAUUCUGUUGAAAAAAAGACUGUCUCACAUACACAUACCCCGGUGAAAAAAUCUCAUAACUAGCAUUUAUGUUGAUCAGUAGUUAAUAAUUUACAUUAAAGUAGAAAACAAACAACCGUCAAAUCCCCAACGAUCUCAAUCUGUCAGUGAUUUCAUUUAAAGAUUGUCUGAUCGUUACCUGAUUCACUAACAGCACCUACUCAAACCUAAAUUUGAAAAAGACUGGAAAAUAUCGUUUCAUAUUUUGAAUUAUGUAAAUGUUCCAUUGAAAUCAUUAUCUAACCAUCGUGACAUUUUAGUACAUCGCUAUUAGUACAAGUCUACAUUUUAUAAGCAGUUUUAAUGUCGAUUUUUUUUUUCAUAUUCUUUGUGCCAAUCGAUAAACGGCGCAUUCACAUAGAUGAAGAAGUUGUUAUGAUUUGGUUACUCUUUUUAUAACUCCGCAAGUCCAUUUUAAUUAUUUUAUUUGAGACGAUAUGAGUGUGACCAUAAUCUCGUAUAGAUUAUGGUUUCGGACAUUGCUUCAUAUUACAGAAUGUACAUUCAGGAAUACAUAUUUUAAACUACAAUUUUUAUAUGACAACAAUAGGAGUAACCAUUAAUUAUUGAAAAUAUUCAUGAAAGUGUUUAGUAACAGCAUUUAUUUGCAACUUUCGAAAUUUGUAAAUCUUAGGUAUAUUUGUAAAACAAACCAACAUUUCGAAAUAUUUUUCUUUAACUAUAUAGGUUUCUAAAUAAGAUAUUAUUAUUAUUGAUAUAAAAAUGUGUUGUGUUGAUAUCUAAAUAUUUGCUGCUGCCUUUCAUACAAUUUGUGGUAUAAAAUCGUACAAAACUAGGAAAAUCUAGACACCGCAUACUAAUUUUGUUACCAAUACAAUUAUUAAAAUACCUGUAACACAUCAAUCCAAAUCAAAAAUUGUAAAGGACUCCACAGCAGUAACUAAGGUUCUAAACCGGGCACAAUAUGCGGUAGAAUGUUGAAGAAGAUAAGGAGUAAUAACCGUGCUAUUUGAAAUUAUUUCAUAACUAUAUCGCAUUUUAAAGUGCCCAACUACCAAAAAUAAUGGUUUAUACCUUCUUUUGCGAAGUUCUUUAUAAUGUAAAAAACGCAGAAUAGCGAAAAAACCUUUUUGGGGUAUGCAAUAAAAUUUAAUAGAACUUAACUUUCCAGUUACUUAAAAAGUAACGUUCGUUUUUAAUUUUCUGCUUGUCUCAGUAUAAUCCAGUCCAUUAAAGAAAUAAGUUGUAUUUAUAGAAUUAGUUUGUCUAAGGGCAUCGUUAUGUAUCUGAGAACCUUCCUACGACUUGUUGCGAAUAUGUAUGUAUAUAGGACCAGAUUUGCAGUGAAUUAAAAACGCAUGUAAAUAUACGUUGUACAUGAUUUUCCAUAAGAAUUAAAUACUAUAUCUUGGAAAGCCUUUAAAUAAAUUAUAAAAAAAAAACAAAAAAAUUAAAUCAUGAAUUUUUUUUAGUGAUUUGACGGUAUACAAUGCGCGACGGCUGACAUUUUGAUAGAGAAGUUUAUUUUUCUGUCAAUUGCCUUGUAACAUUCAUAUUGUCGUGAGUGUUUUGAUACAAAAUGUAAAAAUCAAAGAAUAGAAAAAAAAAGCGGACCUAAAUGGUAUAUUCAAUAGUAAAUUUUGAGGACGAAACAUGUACUGAAUGGUUUUCUUUGACCCAAGACUGAUUUUUAAUAAUAGCGAUUGAUUCGGCUUUCGAUAUUAUGAAUUUGUCUAUCUUGAUAAACGAAUAGACUCGUACAAAAGUUGGUUUCCAAACUGUUGUUUAUUACUAAGAAAUGUUGUAUUGUGAUGUAAUUAAAUGAAAAUUAAGCACGCAUCGAUGAAAUAUUCAGAGGGUAGUGACGUAGUCCACCACUAUGAAUGUUUGUAAUAUUGUGCGCCACGCACGAUCAGGUUUAACUGAAAAGUUUAACAGUAAAUCGUUUACUGAUAACUCAAUGUCAUCCUAGACAAAAACUGACAGCGUGUUGUGACCCACGAUCGGUUUGAAACGAGAGUGAAAAUGUAUGAGUUAAACUUUUAAUUAAAACUGUUCGUUAAAAUCGUCAUCGCAUACACGAGUACAUAUUAUAGUUCUAUAGAACGUAUGUACGAGUUGAACUUUAUUGCUUAAGGAAUUUACAGUUCCAUAGAACGAAUAGGAAGUACCCCUUUUCUGUACCACUUUGAUUAAACCAUUUUGAGUCUAUUGAACAAGGGAUUAUUUUGAUCAAGCUCAUCAUUGCAAUGCUCUUUUAAAAUUAAUGUGUAUACCUAAUAGUCAUUGUAAAUAGUUACAAAUAUGUAAGAGAGUGCACGCUAACUUUGACGUGAACGUAUUGUGUAAAUAAUUCAGUUUAUAUACUUAGUUAAUAUUUAGAGAUUGAGUAUAUUUGUAAAUUACCUUGUAAUAUGAGUGUCCCUAUAGGAAUAAUAUUUGAGUGUUUCUGUACGAUCACUGUCACAAAUCACAAUUUUGCAUUUUUAAAGUUCCCGUUUUUAUCAAUAUUUCAAAUUAGAAGGCUUGUCUUUGACGGCGUAAAUUAUAAUAACCAGUGUUUUUGGAACUUUACGGAUGCGUGUCACAGUUGGGGGGAGGACCGGUACUGGCUGUGGCCGAGCCGUUAGUGGCUUAUCCAAGUAAUCUUCGAAUAACAUCCUUCACACUCCAAAGUUCUGCUCACGGCGAGAAAUGAAUUUUCUUCAAGUUUUCAAAGAUUUGCUUUAAAAGGCAAUGAAUUUUAUGAAAUAUUCAAUGCAGUAUCAUAUUUUAUAAGUCUACAUAUCACAUAGUGUAUCCUGUAGUGGAUAUUAAUGAAUCGUCUCGUUAAAAGUGGUAGCAUAUACGGUUUUUUGCUUUUUUAUAGCUAACAAUCACUAAAUUAUGAGAAUACAAGUCAUCAUAGCAAGUUAACAGAAUAUUCAUUUGUUGCCACGAGCUUUUCCAUCGAUGCCAUAGGAGUAUGUAUGUACUUGUAAGUAAAGCAUGGGACAAUUACUAUAAAAUCUAGGUACAUAUUAUUUUGAUAGCAUCCCUUAUAAAGGUUGUAUGUCCACAUAAAGUAACUAUUGUCUUAUUUAUAUUAAUUUUAUCAUGAUAUUUAAAAAAAGUUGGAAUUUAGAGUAAACAUAAGAAACAUAACUUAAUAAUAGUAGGUAUUCUAUUUUGUACUAUGCCUAAUACUAGCGCAGUCUCGCGUGACUACAAUACCUACAAACUGCAUAUCAUCUCAAUACGAAUGAACUCAGUGACUGCGAGCAGUAUUCGACUUUUUUUAGAGAUGGCUCUGGACAUAAAGGAAAUUCAGUGGCGAAUUGUUUCAAGUCUUCGAAAUUCUGUGAUGGCGCUUGUGCAUAAUGUGCAUGUCUAUUUUCGCUACAUAAAAUACGGGAUAUCGCAUAGCACACGUAGCGACGCUUGACAUACAAUGGCCCAAUUACUAAAUUUUGAAGUCGACAUAUAUGCUCAAAGUUGAUGACUGCUUUUGUUUUCGCGCUUCCUCUAAUCACCAACUUUUCGCCAGAUGUUUAAUAUUUCUAAUGUCUAAGCGUAUGGCAAUCAUUUCUGUAAAUCUAGAGACUCAAUUCAUGUAAGCGCUUCACUACUGCAAUUUUAAAGUUGUUGGUUGCUAUGCUAUGCAGUUUUAUUUUGUACUAGUAGAAGUAUGAAAAUAUUUUUUUACGUUGUACAGAAGGUUAUAAAUGUGAUAAAAUAAUUUUUGACAUAAUUAGAAAAUGUGAUUUAGUAAGGUGUGUAGAUUAUUAUAACGGAUGUAAAAGAACUCGCUUUACUAAAUUUAUUGUACCGAUUACCUACAGCUAAACGUUGUUUUCCCACAUUUUAUAUUUGGGUACUUAUUAUUCUAAGCUGUUGUAAUACUAAUAAAAAAAUAUAUUUUCAGGAAAAACAAUGUUUCGGCCCAGUAUUGUAUGUCCUAAUUCCCCACCAAUGCUGUGAACCAUUCGCUUCCUGAGAAUUAAACAACCAAAAUAUGGA